GGCAGAACCCAUAUUGUGGACUAAAGCCUAGUUUUUACCAUGUAACAGAAGGAGACAACAAAACGUACGAAUGUAUGUACUUAAAAUGUCCGCCGUCUCAGGAAAUAUGUUCUCCAUACCCCAAUUAUUACCAGACACUGAGUUCAUGUGAUAAAAAGGAUAGCUGCUUUGUCACUCCUUGUGAACGUGGUGAAAUGUGUGUGCAGUACAGGACCAAUCACAAGUGUUAUUGUCUAAAACCUCCUUGUGGCAUCCAAUCUGAUACAGAGAUUAGGUUGGAUAAACAAGAGGUUAGUCUGUUUGAUACGGUUAGGGUCUCUAUGAUAAUCCGUAAAGACAUAACAUUCAAAUACAGUGCAGAAAUAGGUGACUUAAUCUGUAGACCUGACUUCAAAACACUCAGAAAUCCUGGAAACAAUAAUCAGUAUCUCUGUUCCACGUUCAUGUAUAAACCUACAAAAGGAGGACGAAUCAGUGUCAGUAUCAAACAUGGAACAACUGGGAGUGUUACUGAUAAAAAUGAUGCAUUUAUAGUUACUUUACCUACACCAUGGAUAUAUCACUGCUUUGAGAACAUUCAAAUCAAGGGUGCUUCAUAUAAGAGUUUCGAUGAGCGUGUAUACAGCCCAGUUAAACAUAUUCGGUUCACACUGUCUAAUGAAAGAGGCUGUGGCAGUGACUUUGAAAUAAACAAAUAUAAAUGGACUUUCAGCCGCUUCGAAUCAGAGACUUACAACUUCUGUAUUAGUGACGACAGCUUUAAUGUGUCAUUUUCUUCAUCCACUGACAAUGGAGUUCUAGUUGUGAAAAAACUAACACUUAUAGGUGGAUAUUUCAAAGUCUGCCUGCAAGUUGAUGGCAUCCAUGACAACAAAAGCUACUCAGAAGUAAAUGUUACCUGUGAUGACAAUGCUCGUGCUCACUGGAGUCUACUGGUCACUGCAUAUCGGCAGCAACAGAACAUCACCACACUUCCAUGGCCAGCCCUAAGCCCAGACCUUUCACCCAUUGAGCACAUGUGGGACAUCAUCGGACGACGUCUCUGAGAAUGUCAAUGUCAGCCAACCAACUUGGCUGAAUUAGGUGCCGCUCUCCAAGAGGAAUGGGACAGGAUCCCCAAAAUGUUAUCAGGAGAAUGACACGUUGGAUUCGUGCGUGCUUAAUGAACCACGGGGGUUUUACCCAUUACUAGUGCAAAUAUGGAAAACAUCAAAUUGACAAGCAUAACCCCUGUUGCCUAUCUGUGUCUCCUCCGGACCUACAUCACUAUUCGGGCUAGAAUCUUUAAUGCCAAUCCCUUGUCA
Molecule: messenger RNA, 1304 nt
Organism: Gigantopelta aegis
Lineage: Eukaryota; Metazoa; Mollusca; Gastropoda; Neomphalida; Peltospiridae
Exons: 3
Coding region: 75-1046 (323 amino acids)
Molecular function (GO): nucleic acid binding
Source: RefSeq, a predicted model, not a curated record